AAAUAAUUGUAUUCUGUUUCUGAUCUUCAUUUAUAGCACCAGCAACAAGUGGUGCAGGCUGUGGAACGGGCCAAGCAGGUGACCAUGGCCGAACUGAACGCCAUCAUUGGGCAACAACUCCAGGCCCAGCAUUUAUCACAUGGACAUGGUCUGCCGGUGCCUCUGACCCCACACCCUUCGGGACUUCAGCCCCCUGCCAUUCCACCCAUCGGGAGCAGUGCCAGCCUUCUGGCCCUCUCCAGUGCCCUGGGAGGCCAGUCCCACCUUCCAAUUAAAGAUGAGAAGAAGCACCAUGACAAUGAUCACCAAAGAGACAGAGAUUCCAUCAAGAGCUCUUCGGUAUCCCCGUCAGCCAGUUUCCGAGGUGCCGAGAAGCACAGGAACUCCACAGACUACUCCUCUGAUAGCAAAAAGCAGAAAACUGAAGAAAAGGAAAUUGCAGCUCGUUAUGACAGCGAUGGUGAGAAGAGUGAUGACAACUUGGUGGUUGAUGUUUCCAAUGAGGAUCCAUCUUCCCCUCGAGGGAGCCCGGCACACUCCCCAAGAGAGAAUGGCCUGGACAAGACGCGCCUGCUCAAGAAAGAUGCCCCCAUCAGUCCAGCCUCUAUCGCGUCCUCCAGCAGCACUCCUUCCUCCAAAUCCAAAGAACUUAGCCUUAAUGAAAAAUCUACUACUCCUGUUUCAAAGUCCAAUACCCCUACUCCACGAACCGAUGCACCCACCCCAGGCAGUAAUUCCACUCCUGGAUUGAGGCCUGUGCCGGGAAAACCACCAGGAGUCGACCCCUUGGCCUCAAGCCUAAGGACCCCGAUGGCAGUCCCUUGUCCAUAUCCAACCCCGUUCGGGAUCGUGCCCCACGCCGGGAUGAACGGGGAGCUGACCAGCCCCGGCGCCGCCUACGCGGGGCUGCACAACAUUUCCCCCCAGAUGAGCGCAGCCGCCGCUGCCGCGGCCGCGGCCGCAGCCUACGGGAGAUCGCCGGUGGUUGGAUUUGAUCCACACCAUCACAUGCGCGUGCCAGCCAUACCUCCAAACCUGACAGGCAUUCCGGGAGGAAAACCAGCGUACUCCUUCCACGUUACUGCAGACGGUCAGAUGCAGCCUGUCCCUUUCCCCCCCGACGCCCUCAUCGGACCCGGAAUCCCCCGGCACGCGCGCCAGAUCAACACCCUGAACCACGGGGAGGUGGUGUGCGCCGUGACCAUCAGCAACCCCACGAGACACGUGUACACGGGCGGGAAGGGCUGCGUCAAGGUCUGGGACAUCAGCCACCCCGGCAACAAGAGCCCCGUCUCUCAGCUCGACUGUCUGAACAGGGAUAACUACAUCCGUUCCUGCCGAUUGCUCCCUGAUGGUCGCACCCUCAUUGUGGGAGGGGAGGCCAGUACUCUGUCCAUCUGGGACCUGGCAGCUCCGACCCCACGCAUCAAGGCAGAGCUGACGUCCUCAGCCCCCGCCUGCUACGCCCUGGCCAUCAGCCCCGACUCCAAGGUCUGCUUCUCGUGCUGCAGUGACGGUAACAUCGCCGUCUGGGACCUGCACAACCAGACGCUGGUGAGGCAAUUCCAGGGCCACACAGACGGGGCCAGCUGUAUUGACAUUUCUAACGAUGGCACCAAGCUCUGGACGGGCGGCCUGGACAACACGGUCAGGUCCUGGGACCUGCGCGAAGGGCGGCAGCUGCAGCAGCACGACUUCACCUCACAGAUCUUUUCUCUGGGCUACUGCCCAACCGGCGAGUGGCUGGCGGUGGGGAUGGAGAACAGUAACGUGGAAGUGCUGCAUGUCACCAAGCCGGACAAAUACCAGCUGCAUCUCCACGAGAGCUGCGUCCUGUCGCUCAAGUUUGCCCAUUGUGGCAAAUGGUUUGUAAGCACUGGAAAGGACAACCUUCUGAAUGCCUGGAGAACACCUUAUGGGGCCAGUAUAUUCCAGUCCAAAGAAUCCUCAUCGGUGCUUAGCUGUGACAUCUCUGUGGAUGACAAAUACAUUGUCACUGGCUCUGGGGAUAAGAAAGCCACGGUUUAUGAAGUUAUUUAUUAAGGACAAAUCUUCAUGCGAACUGGACCCCUUCUCCUUGUAGCACUUUGUUCUAUCAUCCUCUUCCCCCCGCAUCUAAAACCAAGGAUUUCAAAUACUCAUGCAGUUGUGGAGUUUAAUCCCAUCUCUUACCCCCACUUCCUCCUUGCUAUUGAAUUGUGAAUACUCAUUAAGAACCUGUGAUACCAAAUCUUCAGCUCUCUACGUGGAAGAACAUGGAAUAACCAUACUUAACAGUGACGGAAUCUUUAAUUAUGUAUUAUAUCUGUAAUAUAUUUAUUUUGUUUAAAGAAGGCUUUCUAACUUUGACUGAAUAAAGCUGUCUGCUCCUGCAUUGAUAAUGAAGAUGCAUUGUAUUUGAUACCCCUCCCCCCCUUUUUUUGGCAAAGGAGGGGAAAGGAAGGUUUAAAAUAAUUGAUGAAAAAUGUCACUAAAUGUAGACUAAGGACUGUAUAGAGAUGUGAAAUGUAUAAUUACAUAUGGAAGCAAUAUGUUGCUGUGUUGUUAGAUUUUUUUUGUUUUUGUUUUCUACUUAUUUUAAAUGUUUGGAAAUUUGAACAAUUAGAACAUGACAGGCCUCGUUGUAUUCAUUUGAGUCUAUUUGGACAACUUUAACCAAUAUAUCUAUAGCUUUAGAUUCUAUUUGAUAAAAGUAAUUGGACUUUUUCUUUUUUUUCUUUUUUGACUUGUUGACAAGUGUCUUUGUAAUAAGUUUUUAAUUCCUUUUUUUAUUGUAUUAUAGACAGACGAACAAAUUAAAUUUGGCCUAAAGAGAGAACUUAAUCCCUUCUGUAUAUUUUUGCCGCGUUUCUUUGCAGAGGGAGAUGUAUACCUUUGGGCAGUUCUGUCAUUACAAGAAAUUAUGGGCUAUUUUUUGGCAUGUUCUUUGGGAACUGCACAGAUGUCAGGGGAGGAUUCCUCCUGCUGUGCAAGUCAAGUCUUUUACAAAAUAAGGACAGCAGAGGAGAUUUGCAAGGACCUCCCUCUGAAAACCAGAAAGAAUGGACUCUCACCUGGGAGGAGGACUUGCUUUCUUUACCUCCAGUUCUUUCCCUGUCUUAGUUGGAUGUCCCCGAAAUGGACACAGGCUGUGCCAUUGUGCCAGAAACAUUGUGUUAUCUUUUAUGUUGUUGUUGUUGCUGUUCAACUAUGAUAUGUGACUCCUUUUUUUAUUAUUAUUUUUUUGUUUGAAUGCUUUAAGAAUCUUUUAAGUCUGUGGAUCUGCUGAUGUACAGUGCCUUUGCUGCUAUGGAUCAAAAUCAAGAGAACUGUGUAGAUAAACUUUAUUGUAUAAGUAGAAAAUGACUUAAUUUCAUACUAGAAACGGAUGGAUGCUGCAAGUUGAAAUGGACUGUCCAUUGACGUUCCUAAUGUGGUAGCAGAAAAAAAAAAUGGUGUCUUAAGUGCUUAGUGUUUGAUGUCAUUAACAGUUUCGUAAAACUCUACAGUGUAGAAAGAUUUUGAUACUAAACUGUGCAUUGUACAUAGUUCUAAUGCAUUGUAUUGACCACCAGUACUUCUAUAAUGGUAGAUUGUUUGUGCAUUCAGACUUUUAAGCAUUAAACAUAAAUAACUUCUA
Molecule: messenger RNA, 3619 nt
Organism: Ailuropoda melanoleuca (giant panda)
Lineage: Eukaryota; Metazoa; Chordata; Mammalia; Carnivora; Ursidae
Product: TLE family member 4, transcriptional corepressor
Exons: 15
Coding region: 85-2043 (652 amino acids)
Biological process (GO): negative regulation of canonical Wnt signaling pathway; regulation of DNA-templated transcription
Cellular component (GO): transcription regulator complex; nucleus
Molecular function (GO): transcription corepressor activity; protein binding
Source: RefSeq, a predicted model, not a curated record